This is a messenger RNA of Heterocephalus glaber (naked mole-rat), 2625 nucleotides long. NCBI's taxonomy places the organism in Eukaryota, Metazoa, Chordata, Mammalia, Rodentia, Bathyergidae. The record is from RefSeq and is a predicted model, not a curated record.
AUGGUUCCGCACUCUCGGCGUUGCGAUUUGGAGGCGGGGGCGGCGAGGCUGGCGGGGACUGAGGUUACGCGACACCAGCCGGUGUCAGCCCCUCAGCUGUGCUUUGUGGGCAGCGAGUGCGCUGCUAGCCGCGCCGGCCUAGACGCGCCGCAGCCUCGCGCAGCCCGCAAGCUCUUUGUGGCCAGCGCUCCCCCUGGCGGCCCCCGCGAGCAGCGCUCCCUCCCUCCGCGAUGCUUUCUCAACUUGCACCUAGUAUUGAUUAGGGAGAGGAGAGAGAGAAUUGGACCCAAGCCCCCUCUCUUUCUUGUCUCUCAGUACCACGUGGUGAAGAAGUGUUGGAAGUUCAGAAAGAAGAGCUGCACUCGGAAAGCUCGUAGGGACUGCAGGGAAGAAGGCAAGGGGACUGAUGACCUGGCUUCAUCUCUCCAAAGCCACCUAGGGAAUGACCUUCAUGGUGGCAGACUUCAUCAGCCCUUAAGAGAAGAUGCCCCUGAUGAGAAGUUCCAGUCGGUAUGUGCUAGAGCUGACAGACCAAGAAGGCAGCCUUUGGAGGACAGUUUUGUCACCGCCUCAUCCUCAUUGGUUUCCCAUGCUCCUUCCACAGAGCACGUUCCACCUGUGGCCUCUACCUUGUCACCAGGUCUGAAGACUUUUCCAGUUUCUCUCGGGUCACAGCCAGCCCUGAGUGCCUACCACCCCCCAGAGCCUCCGAUUCCUCCAAGAUGCCUUUCACCCCAGCCGCUUUUGCUUUCCCCCCCUCCAUCCUAUUCUCCUAGUCCCAUGGCCUCCCGGCCACCUCUGCCAGACCCCAGCCUGGCUCUUCCUCAGCAGGAUUCAUCACCACUCCCAUUGGGGGCCAUCCCACAGAACCUGUGUCCACCCAACAACUGCUGGUUGUCUUCCCCUGAGCCAGAAACUUCAAUUCUUGGUGACACAGGCUGUCCCAUCUCUGCCCUCUCCCAGUGUCAGGAGCCUCCCGGAGCCUUGUGCCACUCCAACUUAUCAAACAGUGAAUGCCAGGGAGGCCACCUCACCCCCCAAUCACCAGAGGCCUCAGUCCUGCCGGAGACUGCAUACACACAGGUACAAGUUGGGAGUUCCUAUUUCCUCAAUCCUGAUGUCCAGAAAGUGCUGGAUACACUCAUCAAGAAGAAAGUGGAACAGAUUUAUAAGAACACCGAAGAGGAAGGGCAAAACAUUCCCCUGUAUUCCCUGGGGAAUAUGUUAAGCUCACUGGGCAAAGAACAAGACCUUAUCAGCCCACAGGCCUUCUGGAAAACAAGAUGCAAAGCUGAGCAGCUUUCUGUCUCACAGGAGCUUUUUUACCCCAAGGUCUUGUGGGACCACUUGCAGCAGAAAUGCAGCCAGCUUUUCUGGGGCCUCCCCACUCUACACAGUGAGUCCCUGAUGGAUAAUAUCAGAGCAUCUGGUGCCUCAUUAGAGGUUUCUCCUAUUGUAUUCAAUGGACUUCAUAAUUCUAUCCCGGUGCAAAUUCAGGCUAAUGCACCUCUGCAACUCCUUUCCUCCCAGCCCUUGGUCCACUAUGUGGCCCAAAGUCAAACUUUGACUCCAACCAUGCCUUCAUCCCAGACCCCACCUCAGAAACAGACCCAGGUCCAUGUUCCACCUCUCCCAAUUGUACCUUGCUCUUCACCUCCAGUUAGGGCCUGGGAAGUUUCCUGUCCUACCAAGAAGAAGGGGAAGAAAUAUUCCAUUUCACCUACUAUUCAACACCUACAAGAUAAGCUUUUGAAGGAGGAAAGAGAGAAUAGGAGAGUUUUACCUCCUGUGGCCAAAAAAUCUCAGCAAGUUGUUAGCCAAUCUACUGACAAACACUGGGCCAGCCAGGAAAACAUCAACUUCCCAGUGAAUAUCAUACAAUCUAAGCUCCGGGAGCAAUUGGAGCAACACUUUCAAAAAAAUCACAUGUGUGAACUGCCCCAGAAGACCCACCUAUCUCUGGGCUUGACAGGGCUCAGGGAAAAGUACCCAGGGACAAGGCAGGCAAAGGAAAAUUCUGGGCCUUCCCAGACCUCAGAGGUUUCAGAUAAAAGCAGCCAGGUCAUACAAAAGUUCAGGUCAGGGCACCCAGAAAUAUCCCAGGAAGGGAAAUACUCAAGCAAUGACCUGGGACAGGUCCUAAAAGGUCUGUCGGAGAUUCCAAAAAACUCCCCAGUGAAUGACCUAGAGUCUAUGUCUGAGGGAGGAUCAGAAACAAAUAAGUUGAGACCCUCAAGAAGUGAUUCAGGAUAUGAUUCAGCAAGAGGUCCAGACAAGAAGCAUCUAGAAGACAGCGUCUUCAUGGAGACUGAGCAGAAGUCCUCUGACUGGGCAGUUACCAAGGGAGCCAGUGUGAUGUCAACCUCCCAAAAUCUCAAUGUGAGUUUGAAGAGUUUAAAGUCUCUGAGAUCCAAUAAAAGCCUCCCCUCCUCCAAAAUUUCUACUUUUCAGGACCCAGGAGACUCAUGCCUGGGUACACAGGCAAAGUCAAAAAACCAAAACCAGACUGAAGAUUCAGCCACUGGGGUCCUCCUGCUAGACUUUGCCACUGGCAAGGUCCCUCAAGGCUCUGCCUCAGAGUUUCUCCUCACUGAAGACAUCCUGGCUUCUCAGACAAGUCUCCUC